AUGAAUAAAAUAUUUUUUAAGGCAUUUUUUAUCACAUUGUUAUCGGUGAUUCAUAUUGGAAGUGCUUUGUUAAAUAAUUUUGACAAUUCUGAAAAGGAUCUGGGCGAUGUGUGUUAUUUAAAAGAUAACAAAAGAGGAUCUUGUGAGGAAAUAAUGAAGUGCGAUCAUGCCAAAGAAUUAUUUCGAUCAAAAAGGACUUCAGAAAUUGUCAAUUGUCGAUUUAAAGGAAAAGUUCCAUUAGUUUGCUGUCCAACAUUAGAGAAACCUUCAACAUUCGAGCAAAUUUUAUGUAAAACUAAAAAAUCUCAAGGAACAAAGAAUGCAAGAAUUGGAGAGAUUUCUUAUCAUGUUGCACUUGGAUUUAAAAAUAAAAACGGAACGGUAGAAAUAAAAUGCAGUGGUUCACUGAUUGCUGAUAAUAUAGUUUUGACGGUUGCUGCUUGUGUUGAUAUGAAUGGUUCGGUGCCAGUGAUAGCUACUCUGGGGACAUCUCCUGUUUUAAACGAUACAUGGGCACAACAUAUAGCUAUUGAGGCAGUCAAAAUUCAUCCAGAAUAUUCAAAUGUGACCAAACAAAAUGAUAUUGCAUUAAUAAAGCUAAAGCAGCCUGCAAAUCUCUCGGAAGUUGUAGACACAAUUUGUCUUUCAUUUAGCGAUGAUAAAUUACCGAAAGAGCUUAACAUGAUCGAUUUUGCUAUUCCAAACCUUAAUAAAACUGAGUCUUGGCUGUUCAAAGGAACAACUCAUCAAGAAUCUCUGCAGAAGUGUAAAACAUCAAUGAGUAAAAUUGGAAUCGAAAUUUUGGAUUCACAAAUUUGUGUAUUAAUUGAUUCUGAAAAUAACAAUAGCUUGAAAGUUGCGGGGAAUCCAAUAAGUUAUGAAGAGAACAAUUCACAUUUCCUUUAUGGAAUCACAACUUAUGGAAUUGCAACCGAAUCAUUAAAUGCCGUAGUCUACACUAAAGUUAACAAAUACAUCAGCUGGAUUGAAUCAGAAAUGGAAGUCAUGAAGUGAAGAUGAAUUGUAAAAAUUUCAUGCUCAAAUCCGCAAUUAAAAUUAUUUUAAGAGACUGAAUUAUGAAAAUUGUAAAAAUAUUUGUUGAUUAUUAUUUUAAAUUAUUGUGAAACUAUUGAAAAGUUG
Molecule: messenger RNA, 1140 nt
Organism: Chironomus riparius
Lineage: Eukaryota; Metazoa; Arthropoda; Insecta; Diptera; Chironomidae
Source: the annotation of a GenBank genome assembly